Messenger RNA from Punctularia strigosozonata HHB-11173 SS5, 3510 nucleotides. Its product is annotated as MATE efflux family protein. Gene Ontology annotation, biological process: xenobiotic detoxification by transmembrane export across the plasma membrane. Gene Ontology annotation, cellular component: membrane. The transcript has 23 exons. Gene Ontology annotation, molecular function: antiporter activity; xenobiotic transmembrane transporter activity. The record is from RefSeq and is a predicted model, not a curated record. Lineage: Eukaryota; Fungi; Basidiomycota; Agaricomycetes; Corticiales; Punctulariaceae. The coding region runs from base 16 to 1653 and encodes 545 amino acids.
UUUGCACCGACCUUCAUGAUGAGCGACUCCCUUCAGAACUCAGACAAUCCCGCACUCCAGGGACACCCCGCACCAGAUGGUCGUCACAAUACCGUCGGCAUCGAAGUUCAGCAUACGGGCCCACUGGACACGCUGUUGGAGCAUGAAGAGUACCUCCACGGCCACUCGUCAGAGGAUGCUGUAGGAGCGCUGCUCAGCGAAGAGACCCCUCUGCUGUGGGCACGUCGCGGCGAUGCUGAGGCUUGUGGCGAGGAAUCGAUCCUACAUGCACUCUGGGAGGAGACGGUUAUUCUUCUAAGAUACACGCUACCAGUAUUUGGCACACAUUUUCUGGAGUUCAGCCUCUCCCUGGCAAGCGUUAUCGCGCUUGGCCAUCUGAACACGACGUCCCUCGCCGCAGCCUCGCUUGCGAGUAUGACGGGAGCGGUCACAGGACUGUCCAUCAUUCAUGGAAUGGCUAGUGCUCUGGACACGGUACUUCCGAGCGCGUGGACCAGCCCGCAUCCUGACCUGGUCGGACUAUGGACCCAGAGAAUGACUGUUGUGAUGACCGCAACCUUGAUACCGAUUUUCUUCAUAUGGUUCAACGCGGAGCGCAUCCUGCUCACUAUCAAGCAAGAUCCCGAAGUCGCCCAUCUUGCAGGCAUCUACCUCAGAUGGCUUUCCCUAAGCUUGCCUGCGUACGGCUUCAACAGCAUCUCCCGACGCUACUUCCAAUCACAGGGUCUAUUCGCUGUUCCUACGCGCAUCGUAGUAGCCGCUGCGCCAAUCAAUAUUGUGUUGACCUAUUUACUAGUUUGGGGACCUGACUCCGUUCGCUUAGGCUUCGUUGGCGCUCCAAUUUCGACCACUAUCUCCGUCAAUCUGAUCUCAAUCGCUUCCAUCUUCUACGGGGUCUUCUUCACGCCACGUACGGCAUGGCAUCCUCUGUCUCGGCGUGCUUUCAGCAACUUGGGGAUGCUUGUGGGGCAGGGACUUGCCGGUGUCGCCCAGGUCGGCGCUGAGUGGUGGAGCUGGGAACUGAAUGGCCUCUCGGCAAGUUUCCUCGGCCCCAUGUUACUUGCCAGCCAAAACGUAAUGCUUCAAUCGUCCGCUUCAAUGUUCCAAGUACCCUACUCGCUUAGCAUAGCCGCCUGUGUGCGCAUCGGCAAUCUCUUGGGAGAGAAAGAUCAUAUGCGUGCGCAUACAGCGUCGCAAGCCGCGCUGAUACUUGCAGCCGUAUUUGGCAUGAUGUCCAGCGCCAUCUUCGUCAUCUUUCCGAGACAGUGGGCGAGCAUAUUUAGCACUGACGAAGACGUCCUCGCCGCGGUGGUGCAUACACUUCCCCUUGUUGCUGUAUUUCAGCUUUUCGAUGGCAUCGGAUGUGCUUGCGGAGCCAUUCUGCGCUCUCAAGGCAAGCAGAUUACGGCUGCGACUCUUAACCUGACCGCACGGUGCAUAUUCAUCCCAUUCGGGAUAUGGCUCGCCUUUCGUGGUCACAUGGGCUUAGAUGGCCUCUGGACCGGGGUGUCUAUCGCACUGUUCUUCGUGUCGGUGGGAGGGAUUUGGAUCGUGUUAAAGACCGACUGGACGAAGGAGAUGCUCAAGGUGCAAGCCCGUAUUGCGGAAGAACAAAAACAGCGUCGCCUCUACCAAGGCGAUAGCGACGCAUGAUUUCGUGCGCCCAUUUCAUAAUGCAGGCUUGUCGUUGAGAGUCCACGCCGCUGCUCUCACAUAUCGAAAACUCGAGGGCACUUCCUGGAUGACUUUGCCCCAUGGACAACAUGCUCUGCAGCUAUGAUCGUUGCGUGUUCACUGCGCGGUCUUGAAAGCUCUGAGCACCGUGGCAUAGCUUUAUUAUGAACAUGACAAGCGCUACAAAUAGACGAACAGAUCUUGUGAAAUAUACAAUGAAAGGAGCGUGCUACAUGGUAUAUGUCAGUGGUGAUGGUGUUAUGAUAGACCUGCCCAGUCUUUGUACGCGGCUUGCAAUUCCACUACGAAUGCUUGGGCCUCCGGGCUCUCGCUGCCCUCUUGCGGGUAGUUAUCGGGAUUGACGACUGGCGUGAGCCAGAAGUUGGAAUCGAAAUAGGUGAAGGAUCCGUCGGAAUUCGGGGUAAAGAGAGCUUCGCGCGUCUUGUCGGCAUUGGCAAUAAACGUCUCAACGCCGGUGAGGGAUGCAAGACGGUAAACCGUGGCGGCGAGGAGAGUAGCGGAGGCCGCGUCAAGGAAGGUGGAGGUAUCGUCGGCGUAAUUGUGGAACAGACCGCUCGAAUGCUGGUGAGCGUACAUCCCGGUAUGAAUCUCAGUCACCCACUGGAUGAGCUCCGCUUGGCGACCGGAGGUGGCUGAGUUCCACGAGGAAUGCAUGUACGUUGCAAGAACCCGCAGCAUGCCCGCGGCCGCCCAUGCAUUUCCUGUAGACCAGUGCCCUUCAUCGUUACCAGGCUCCCCACUAAGGGUACCCAGGAGAAUGUGCUUCCAUAACCCGCCGGCGCUCGCGUCGUGCAAGUAACUGCGGUAGAGCUUGAUCUGAUUGUACGCUUCGUCGACGUUUGCUUGAGUGUUCGUUAGGACACCGUAAUAGGCCAGAAAAGGCGGGACCAUGUACACGGAAUCACUCCACAAUUGGACCUGCGCGACUCUAUGCGAAAUCGCACCAUCUGAAGUCUUUGGCGCGACCUCCAUGAGGAAGUUCCUCUCGCUUGUCGCGAUGCCCGAGUACCCGUGUCCUGUCUGCCCAGUCCAUCCGGCGAUUAGCACAGCGAUACCGCAGCUGGCUGGGUCGCCGGCUGAGCCGUCGCUGGUGACCAAGGUGACCGCGCUGCCCGAAGUCGUACGCAUUGCGAGAACGCGGUCCGCAAUGGAGAAGACCUUCUCCAGAGAGGAAGGUGCGGAUGUGGACGGCGGGAGGGUGGAGGUAAAGACCGAGAAGGACGGCGUGUCGAUCUCAAGGAGCGCUUGAGCACGCGUUCCAAGCUCCCAACUAUGCGUCGCGCCUUGCGCAAGUCGCGUCUUCACUUGGCCCAACUGCGUCCCGGUCAGGAUCUGCGCGCCGCUUGCAGCGGCAAGGGUUAGAAUCCCAGCGACUGUGAACAAUGGCUGCAUCGCUGGGCAAGCGGAGACGGUCCAGGGGCGGAUGGAGGUCGGCGCAAAGGAGGAUCCAUGCGCUCGAUGUUAUUUAUGGGUUCCCGCUAAGGUCCAAACGCGUAUUCUUCGGGAGCGUCCAACUCACACGGAAGCUGAUAGGUGGCAGAUGUACCAGGGACAAGGGAGACACGGUGCGUGAGUGCGUCGUUCUAACGGCGAGCCCGUCACAUGGGUGUAGUAUCUCGACGUAUGCAGUUUGCUCGAGACGUGAAAAUAAUGAGCCCGGUGUUGCAAGGCAGGGAUUGCUGGUCUGUUCCCACAACAUCUUCCACUGAAACAGAAACGGGCAGCGCACGAUCAAAACAGCCCGGCACCUUCCGGCGUGCGUGACCUUCCGUGCAUCGUCAGCAGAAUGCUCGGUUCCGACGCUAAGCCUGAUGC